Trichomonas vaginalis G3 is the source of this 1611-nucleotide messenger RNA. Its product is annotated as phage tail repeat-like family. The transcript has a single exon. The record is from RefSeq and is a predicted model, not a curated record. Bases 1 to 1611 code for a protein of 536 amino acids. Lineage: Eukaryota; Parabasalia; Trichomonadida; Trichomonadidae.
AUGAUUAAACAACAGCAACCACAGACCAUUACAUACGCCACAUAUGCAUAUAAUUCAAAGACGGCAGAACAAACGCAAAUGUUGAAAUAUGGAGAUUUGGAGAUAGUAUUGAAAAAUGACCAUUUUGAAUUCGUUUGCAAAGGUGGUGCAGUGAUAUCAAAUAUAAAAGAAAUUUUAUUUAUGAAUUCAAAAAUUAAAGGAAUAACGGAUGAUAUAACAUCAAUUCCACCAGAAGAACAAAGAUAUUACGCAUUAAAUGCAUUUCCUAAAGUUUUGAAGAUUGGAAGAUUUAAUUUAAAUGAGGAAUUCAUAAAAGGUUUCCUAAAUGACAUAAUGAAGAAGGCAGAUAAGGAAUAUGUUAACGAUGAGUUAGCAAAGAAAGCAAAUAUAUCAUUUGUUAACGAUGAGUUAGCAAAGAAAGCAGAUAUAUCAUUUGUUAACGAUGAGUUAGCAAAGAAAGCAGAUAUAUCAUUUGUUAACGAUGAGUUAGCAAAGAAAGCAGAUAUAUCAUUUGUUAACGAUGAGUUAGCAAAGAAAGCAAAUAUAUCAUUUGUUAACGAUGAGUUAGCAAAGAAAGCAGAUAUAUCAUUUGUUAACGAAAUAUACCAAAGUUUGAUAGGAACAAAAAAUAUUGAAACUAUUGUUGGUGACUUUUCUGUCAAUGAAGAAAACAAAUAUUUUAGAUGGGAGUUUGUACAGUCCUUAAGAAAUGGUAUACGGUAUAAACUCAUUCCGAAAAAUAACAAUGAAAUGUAUGUAGGCUAUAUAAAGAAUAAUGGCACACAAGUUAAAGUUCCAUUAGACAACAACUGCUACUUAAACUUAUAUGGAGACGAACAAAAGAAAUAUUUAAGAGUUUAUGAAAUGACGGAUAUGACAUUGUCUAACGUAGCUCCAGCACCGUAUUAUUAUGACUAUGGUGUUGACGCACAUGUAGACCCAAAAAAGCAAACAUUAUAUUUAGAAUAUUAUAGAUAUAAAAGAUAUAAUGCAAUAGAAAAAACGAGAAUAGUAUACUAUUAUGAAGAUGACAAAAAUAAAUAUUAUAGUCAAGAUUUUACAUACCCUGAAAACAUAAGAUUAUAUUAUAAAAAAUAUUCUGACACAAACCAGAAGAAACCCGAAAUAGUUACACUAUAUUUUAAGUUCAAAAGAGACAAUCCUAUAAUAUCUCAUAUGUUUGAUUUAAUGAACCCAGUAGGUUCUAUUUAUACAUCUAUGGAUGCAAGAGGUCCUCAAGUAAUGUUUGGUGUUGGUGCAUGGGAACAAAUAGUUGACAGGUUUUUGUAUUGUGCAAACUCUUCAAAGGAAACAGGGGGAAGUAAAACAAUUACGGGUGAAAAUUUACCUGCACACAGUCACUACAUAGAUUUAAGCACAUCUCAAGCAGGUUGGCAUAAGCAUAGAUAUUGGGAUUGGUCAGGAAUGACAAAAGGUAAAGGAUAUGAUGUUAAAGAUGAUGUUAAAUUUGCCAUAAAUUGUUACUGGAGUGACACUCAGGGAGAAGGAAACCAUACACAUCGCGUUUCAGGAUAUACACAAACAACGGGACAAAGUAAAGAUUACAUGCCACCAUUUAUGACUGUAUUCGCAUGGUAUAGAGUUCAAUGA